CACGGCAACGGAACGUGGCCCCCAAACACCAACAGAGAACGUUGGCCUCGGUCACAGGACCGGUUGCCAACAAUUCCAGGUGGCCCUCAGUCAUGCCCAGUCCCCAGUGACGUGGCCCUUGGGAACAACCCGGUGCCAGAAAGGGAAUUCUGCCCUCAGACAUGGCCAGGUGCCGCCCAUGGAGCAUCUUAUUCUCCCUGAUCCCUCCAGAUCCAAUUGAUACAGAUAAUGAAGACAGUUGGGGCCUGUCAGAUGUAUUUUGCGAUCCUCAGGUCGUGAACCACUUUUUGCCUGGAUCCAGAAAGACUGACAGUGCUGCCGUCCUGGACAGCACAAAGGAUGCAGCCAGUUCCUUUUUUGAAGGUGCUGGGCUCUGGGAAUCCUCCAGCAGCCUCCUGAGUGCAGAGCUGAGCCAGCCCACGGUCAGCAUGGGCCUGGCAGUGCCACAGGAUGCCAGCCUGGCAUGGCAGUGGGACAGCGGGGCCGCCGUGGUGGGGCCACCCUGUGACCUGCUCCAGCAGUGCCUGUGGGCAGCGGGCAUCACGGAGCAGCUGCUGGAGGCGGAGGCCAAGCAGGACCUGGGCAGGUCCCAGCCCCAGGUGGCUUUGGGCAGCACCCUGCAGCUCUGCCCCGCUGAUGUCCGGGGGCUGCAGCCCUGCACCAGCCACCCCCCCCAGAAGGGGAACAUCCAGCCCUUCCAGCAGCACCUCGGGCCCUUCUCCGGCCUCCAGGGCCCCGGUGGGACAGUGGGCGUGGGGCCCAGCCAGGUGUGGGGACAGCAGGUGAUGGCCCAGCCAGCACAGCAGGUCGUGUUCCUCCAGCAGGUACCACAGGGGAUCGUCUCACAGGGAAAGCAGCUGUUCCCUGGCCCACCCUCCUGCGUCCUGGGGAGCCCCCAGGGGCAGCCAGUGCCGGUGCUGGUGCCACUGGUGCCACUGGCCCACGUGCCCACCACCUUCCCACACUCUGCUGCCAGGUCAUCCCACCACCACCAGCACCCUGGAGCAGCAGCCCCUCGGCACAGCAGCACCCUGGCACCCAAGGCUGGGGGAGUUGAGCUGUGGCACAGUGAAAGCUGCCAGAGCCAGGAGCCAAAACAGGAGACUGAGCUCUUUUAUCUCUUAUUUUAAAUAAAACUGGGUUUUUUUCCACG
Chiroxiphia lanceolata (lance-tailed manakin) is the source of this 1153-nucleotide messenger RNA. RefSeq names its product BRD4-interacting chromatin-remodeling complex-associated protein-like. The record is from RefSeq and is a predicted model, not a curated record. Lineage: Eukaryota; Metazoa; Chordata; Aves; Passeriformes; Pipridae. The coding region runs from base 162 to 1130 and encodes 322 amino acids. The transcript has 6 exons.